UGUUUUCUGACAGUGCAAACCCACUUCAUGCAGAGGUUGAGCACAUUUUGUCACGUAACUGACCUGGGCGUGAGGGCCGGUUUUGGGAUGACAGCUCACAUGAAACAAAGGCUUUGCAGUGAAACAACAUCGGCGUUUACGCCGGUUUCCUCCCCCUUAAUAGCCAGCUCCAGCUCCGGCAGCGCAGCUCCUCCUGUUCCCCGUUAUUAACUGCCCCUCGGGCCGGUCAGUUGUGCCCGGGCGCUGGGGAGGAGCUCUCACCCCCGCCACAAGCCACCGCGCGCCGUUGCCGUGGUGACGGAGGAAGCCGCGCUUCCCUGACACCACUGCCGAGUUUUGGGAGGAUAUGGAGCGGCACGUCCCCAUUUACAUGCUGCCUGAGGAAAUUCGCAAGGGCUACCCUCACACUCCAGAGUUUUCUUCAGUGGGGAACUUAGACAACCAGAUGUCCCGGGAUGAGACAGUAUGUAAAUACUGUGGAGUCAGCUAUUUGAUACUUCAUGAAUUUAGGGUGAUGGAAGAAAAAGUAAAAGCAAUGGAAAAGGAGAUUAAAUUUUAUGAAGGAAGUAUAGAACGGGAAAAAGGACUUCAAGCAGAAUUGCAGUCUCUUUACCAAGACCUUGAGCACUAUCGAGCUGACGAUGAAUCAAAAACAGAAAGAAUAAGAACCCUCACAGUGGAACUUAAAAACAAGCAAGAUGAUUUAAAAAAUGUGAAAGAAGAUUUGAGGUAUUUCCAAGAGGAAAAGGAAGCUGCCUAUAAACAAUCACAAGUGCUCAGAAAUACAUUGGAACACCAUUGCUCAACUCUGAACAAGGCAGUUUCACUGUUUCCUUUUAUUAGAAGUGAACUAGACAGUAUUAAAGAAGUCAUCUCCAGUAAUCUGGAGAACUGGGCUGCCAUGAAAGAAGAAAUCUUUAUACAAAUAAAAACAGUUAGCAAAGAAGCUUUGACAGAAAUACCCAAAUUGAAUCAAAGAUUAGCAAAGUCCCAGAGAGAGAAUGAAUGCCUCCAAGAAAAGGUAAAACAUCUGACAUUGGUGGCUGACACAGCUGAGCUGAAAAGUCAACAGCUUCAAACUUCACUUCAGCAAGGGAAUGAGCUACAAAGUAGAUGCCGUGAGCUGCAAAAGGAAACAUUAGAUUUAACAAAUCAAGUAGAGACAAUUGGAUUGAAGCUGCAGAAAGUAACAGCCGAGAUGGACCACUACAAAAAGCUGUCAAUGGUGAAAUCAACGGAACUUGAUGUCUGUCAAAAUGAACUGAAAAAAAUUAAAUACGAAAAUGGAAUUUCUGAGUCAAGGCUUACAAAAGAGCUCAAGGAAAAGGAGGAAUCUUUUCUAAUUUGCCAGCAAGUAUGCAAACAUUUACAGGAAGAAAUGGCUGAGAAAGAAAGGGAAGAAGAAGAUCUAAAAAGAAGAACUGGUCGAUUAGAAAGUGAGCUGGAAGCCCUUAAAGCUCUUCUUAAACAAACAGAGGAAGAGGUAGUGAUGUUGAAACAAGAAAGGGAGUUUAUGCUGAUUUCUCAUCAGAACAGAACGGAGCAGCUGCAGGUAGCGUUAAGACAGAAAAUGCGGAAUGAAGAUAACUGGAGGGAGAAGUUCCCACUGGUGUCAGGACAAGUCCCCACAUGUACAGAGAGGAAUAUGACAGCCCCAGUGUCAUCUAGCUUGGAAUCUGAAGUACCUGGAGCAAGCGUUGCUGUCAGCCCAGGGGCACAGAGGUGCAACCUGGGUUUUGAGAUGGAAAUUGAUCUGGCUAAAGGUGAAGCACAACACAAAGAAGCAAUUCUUAAAGUCAAGGAAGAAGCAAGAGUGGAACUAGACAUUGAGAGACAAAAGCAGCAAGAACUGAUUGCAAAAUAUCAGAGAGAUCAUGAAGAGCUCCAGAAGAAGAUUCCAGGUUUAAUAUCCAGUGCUACCAACAGCUUAAGGAUGGAGACAGAAAUUCUUGAAAAGAAGCUACAAGAUGCCCAGAUCAAACUUACAGAGAAAGAUGAAGAGAAGGAAAAAGAAAUUGAGAGCCUUAAAAGACUAAUUACUGAACUUGAAUUUCAGCUGUCGAUGGAAAAGAACAAUAAUGAAUCAUUUCUGGAUAGUAUGAGAAAAGAAAUUAAACACAAGUCAGGUGAACUGGAAAAAUUAAACCAGGAGAGGACACAGCUGAUUCACAAUCUGAGUCAAGUUCAAAAAGAGAACACUCUUCUCCAGGAAACAGUGCGCAGAGAGUGUGAGGAACGCUAUGAGCUGACUGCAGCUUUGACUCAAGCCAGGGAACAAGUACUGGAACUAAAAAAACUCAGUGGAAAUUUCCCACUAUCGCUCUGUUCCCUGGCUCAGGGCAGCCUAACCUCCUCUGCUGCCCUGCUCACUGAUUAUGGACAGAAAAGCCGCUCUAGCCGCAGCACUGGGAAGGAAAUCAAUCUCUCUGGACAGUUUGGUAUUUCAAGAGCUGCGAAGGCACCCACCUCCGGUAAGCGUAACAGCAGCAGCAGUGUGUGCUUGCCAGCUCUAACCCCACCACAUCCUCCAAGAGGGAGGGCAGCUUCGCUCAGCGAGCCCAGGAGCAGGAUCUCUGCAGUUAUAAGACAACUGAGCUAGCUCUGGCAGCUACAUAUGCACGCAUAGGGCAUGGGAAACCAUUCCAGUGCAUCAAAUGGCUGUUUACUCAUGGACCCCAGGGUCAACUCUUAGCCGAUGCAAUUCAUGCAUUUCUACAAGUUAAAAUUAAUUUUUUAUAUAUUUUUAUUGCAGUAAUGUUUCUUUGUUCAUCACAUAUUAAAGUAAUUAAAUGCUACCUACGCUUCAAGAUGAGGAAAAUAAGAAAGAAAAAAUACUGUCUCUCCAAAAGCAACACAUCUUCAAUAGGUGUAGUUAAAUUAUUGGCCAAUUUAAAUUCCUGUUUUCCCAAACCACUUUGUUAGAAUUUUCCUAUUUUGUGUGUUCUCCUGUUUAACUUAACUGCUUGUUUCUGGUGUAAAAAUGUGAUUUGUUUGGUUAGAAUCAGAUUUUUGCAAUUAUUUAAUUGAAUAGUGUUGUAUUUGCAAAUAAUUAUGCUUAGGUCAGUGAAACUUUCUAGUUGUGUAGUAUGUAUCAUUCAGUCUGAAAUCUGGGAAAUCCACAUGCUGAGUAGACUAGUCAUUGGCAGAGACAUAUGGGCAAGUCUUCAAGCUGUGCUAAUUAACAAGGAGUGGAAGAUUUAACACGUUUCAUCCAAAAGACAUUUGCCUCUUUAAUCAGAAAAGUGUCUUUAUGUUAAGCGUAACUUCUUGCUUCAAAGGGUUCUCUGUAAAAUUGUUAGACAGGAGGAUCAGUAUCUUUAUUUUACUCCUUGAUACGUGGAACCAUGGUUUGUUUUGGAGCCCAGACAAGGCUUGGUCAUCUUUGUUCACGUGCAGAGGCUGCAGAAGUAGCUGCUUUUUGAACAAGGCAGCUCUGCUGCUGGAGCAGUUUGACAGUGUGGAGCAUAGAGUGGACUGAGUGAAGCAGUGAUGGGUGACUCAGUCAGUCUGAGAUUUCACUUACUGUGUUACCAGAUACUCAAGUGUUUUGGUCAGAUAAGCCCAAACAGCCAGUUUGCUGAUAGUAACCAGUUUUGGCAACAGCCCAGCAGUGAUUGGACAAGGAAAGGUGAUGAAGCAGGCCCAGAUCAGCCUGGCAAGUCUCUUGGGCAGAAGUAGACCUACCACAUUAGACCCAGCUCAGGCAGGAGGAAGGAGCUGGAGCUGAGCUCCUCGGCACAUCGCAGUGGCACAGGGGUAUGAGCCCUAGGCACAGAGAUGCUGGUGGCCCUGCUCCAUUGAAAGACCACCAUUCAUCUUCUGAGACCAUCAGCUCUGACUUGGACAGAAACUUUGUGGAAGGUAAGUUAGAGGGCAACUUUUUGGAGACUAUCAGAGUGUGCACAUGAGCAGUUGGAGAACUGAAAUUGUCUGCUCCUGUUUAGGUGUGGGGACUGGGCUUGCUCUUCCCUUGGAGUUGUGGAGUUGCUUCUUCAUAGGGCACUUGUAAACCCAGAUAUGUUUAGAAUCGCAUCAUGAACCUUGACCUUCUUGUUAUUUCUGAGUGAUGAGAUAGUCCUGUAUGUGACAAAAUGACAGCAGUAGGCCACAUCUUCAAUGCUAGAGAAAAUCAGAGAAUUGGUAAAUCCAAUGACAUGACAGGAAAUACAUUUUAUUCAGUAAAAUCAGUGGAAGGAACAUCAAUUUUAGAUUUACCCUCUGGAGCUUGAUUUAAAAACAUGCUCUAUCUUGGUUUCUGUUCCCACUGAAAUCAUCAGUCAGCCUUACCUGAUUUCAGAGGCAGCAUCCACUGAAAUCAUCCUCUAUUCACAAAUUCCAAAGCAACAAAAUUAUAAAAGUUGUUCUGGUAGCUUCUGCUGCACAGGGAUACUCUGCAGGGACCUGGAAGAUUGAAUGGACUUGAACAGACCUCAGAAGAAACUGGUAGCAAGAACCAGUUGAUUGGGGUAUGUUAGAAUCAAACACAAAUACAGUCCCCAGGAGAGUGUAGACUCCGGUUGGUGGAGGUCAGAGUCUGGCAGUUUGGCUUUCCUCAUUCAGCAGGAUCUUGGUGGUUGCUGUGACUAAGGCCUGCUUGCCUUCUCUGUUGCAAAACAGGCCGUCUGUAUCUUCUAACUGGAGCAUGUGCCAAUAGGCUGUAUCCUCCAUGGGUAUCCUCAGUGGAGGCUUGCCCAGUUUACUAAAGCAGAAUUAUGCUCAAUUGGCCAGUGGCAACAGUGAGUCUUAAGCCCAACCAAGAUACCUGGCCAGCAGUGGAAGCUGUCUACAGGAUCUGCUGGCUUUGCUCAGAUACUUGUAUUUUUCUUAAGGAUGUUGAAAAUUUGUAAUGUCAAAAGAUGUGAAAACAAUUUCACUGAAACACAAGCCUCAGGAAAUUCAUUUUUUCAGCAAUCCCACAAAUGCAGAAUAAAGGUGAUGGGAAGCAGUCCCAAAGGUCUGCUUGGAGUAUGGCUGGACGGUGCCCUGCUCUGGUCAGUGGUGAAGUUGAUUUUUGCUUAGAAAAGAUGCUGACGUCUUUGAGCUUGAAAAUUGUUAUCCCACUGUCCACCCACAGCCUUCCUGUGCUGAAGUAACAGAUUUUCAUUGAGGUGGUUCUUAAAAUUUAUUGCUCUAUGAUGUAGAUUUUUCAUAACAUUUUUAGAUGAACAUUGGUUGCAUUUUCCAGCCUUACAAGAGAAAUUAUAUAAAUCCACUAACUGCUGUUACAUAAUGUUACGCCCUUCUGCAGCUAUGGACCAGGAGUCACAGUGAGCCCUUUGGUAGCUGAUGUCGUAGUGUGGAGUUUAAUACUGGAAUAUUUCUGUCAAAGAAAAGGUGGGACCUUUACCUGUGGACUGUUUUGCUUCCUGAGAUCACCAGGAUGCAGUAAUGUCUCUGUGCUUACAACAAAGCCAGAGCAUGGGUGUGGAAAGCUACAGAGUAUUCCAGCUGUUCCUUCCCUUGUGCAGCUGUGGCUGCACAAACAGGUCAGACUUCAAAUUUGGGCUCCUCCGACUGCUUCAGUGUUUCUGUUCUGUAGCAGCAGCAAUAGCAAAGGAUGACGCCGUGGUCAAAAGUUGCAAAGUGAGGAAUAGCACAUAAAAUAAUGAGAGCAGUCACAGAAAUAAUGUUUCUAGCAUGAAGGAGUAUAUAAAUCAUGGAUCCAGACUUAAGUCAGGAACAAAUAUUUCCCUUACUUCCCCUCCCUCACAGUAACACAGAAUUCCUGCUGCUAAGCAAUAAACAAAAUAUAUGAAUGUCAGGAAACUUUACCAGCUUUUAAAACCAAAUAAAUUUCACGUAGUCAAGGAAAGUUUAGAGAGUAUUUCUUGUAAUGGGAUGAAACACAACAGCAAAAAAUACCACGAAGAAUGUGGACACCUAAUUAUAUCCCCACAUAUCCAGGAAAUAAAACUUCCUGGAGGCAAUAUAUCUUGCAGAAUUGGUGUCAUUUAUGAAUGUUUUUUUUUUUGUAUGCUGGACCUUGCACUGUAGGACUCAUGGCACAAGGGAAUGCUUAAAAAUAUCUCCAAGCUCGAAACAAAUCUGCCUCUGUGGGGUACAGGGUGGCUGGCACCUGCACCCCACAUCCUGCAGAGGCAGGAUGGCUGGCUGGAGGCAGCAAGCCAUUCUCUCGCCUCUCAAGGUUACAAGAAAACAUCCCAUGGCAAUGAGCUGUCUUGUUCUUGCCUGAUGCAAAGGUUUCUGUUUCUUCUUGACAGAGCUGAUAUUUUUGCCUGAUCAAGAAUAGUAGCUUGUACAGUCCUAAACCUUUCCAUAAAGCAUUAAUCCCACUAAGAGGCUCUGCCUGUUUGCAUUCAAUGCACUAACAUACUGUGCUACUACCAAAUUUAUCCAUUUAUUUUUAUCCACCAGUCUUCAUUUCCAGAGCAGUUUCAAAUAUUCAGUGUUGUACUAUUAACUGGAGAGAAUCUACACACCAUAGCUGAACACAUCAUUAUUUGGAGGAAGCAGAAAUGGUUCAGGCUGCCAUUGCACUGGUGGGUUUGUGAUGGGAAAAGGAGACGGACAAGGGCAGAAGGACAGGACCUCUCCUGGGUCAUUGGCACCAUCAGUGCUCAGAGCUGUUCCUUGGCUUCAUCUUAAAAAGAACUUGCUGGUUCACUGUGAAAGAGGAGCAGAAACUAACAGGAAAGACUGAUGAAGUACCUGUGUAUAGCCUGGACUCCCAGGAGAUUGGGACCCAUAGCAGAGCGGAAAGCUGAGUUCUUGGGCUGCACUAGAAGCACCUGGCCCAUAGACUCCAUGGGCUGCCCUGGGGAAGCUGAAUCUAACUGGAGUCAAAGAGAAUCGGAGUCCACAGUACCUGCAGCAAGAGCCAGGUAUGUAAUUUCAAGCACAUGUCCCAGGUGCAAAUCAAUGGCUCUGGACAAGAAAUGGUGUGUAUCCAGCCUGUGGGGUGCUCGGGUGGGAGAGCCUGGACUUUCCCUAGGCAUGCUGCCUGUCCCACUGGAGCACGAAUCAAAUUUAAAGCAGUUGGUCUAUACUACAUUAUGGGUCUGUGCUUUUCCACUGAAAGCUGCAUAAAAUUUCUGGGUUUUCCACAGACAUUAGUACAGAAAGGGUCAAAUCCUUGUCUGGUGACGUGGAGUUGUCUUGCUGCUCCUUUGACAGGAGAUUAACUUAUUGCUUGCCAUAUGUAUCAAAGUGCUUGCCAUCUGUAUCAUAGAUAUAAGUGCUUGCCAUAUGUAUCAAACUUUUAUUCCUAAUAGGAUAUUACAAACUAAAGCAGUGAUGUGCCUCAUGUAUUAAAAAUUAUAAACACA
Molecule: messenger RNA, 7286 nt
Organism: Pezoporus occidentalis (night parrot)
Lineage: Eukaryota; Metazoa; Chordata; Aves; Psittaciformes; Psittacidae
Gene: LEKR1
Product: leucine, glutamate and lysine rich 1
Exons: 15
Coding region: 347-2599 (750 amino acids)
Source: RefSeq, a predicted model, not a curated record